AACUGUUGUUUUGAUUGCACCAUCGUUCUUUGUUUAUUGUUUUGCUCCUCCUUUCCAUGCCUGUCUUUUUUCACUUUAAUGAAGAACAACACCAUAAGAGAAGAAGUGAAUGAAAGUCUGCCCUCAACUGACAAUUGGUCAACAGAAAAAUCGGAGGGCAGCUUGACCUGCGUGAGCCCCUUUGAUGUCAUGUCCUCGGCGGGCAGGCAGGGGGUAGGUGGAGCCUCGGGGCUCUUCCCAGAGCCGGACGAUGACCUGCCAGAGCUCCUGAGUGAGCUGGGCCUGGGGAAGUACAUCGACACCUUUCAAGAACAAGAGAUUGACUUCCAGACGUUCCUGACCCUGUCAGACGAGGACUUGAAGGAGGUGGGAGUGCUGACGUUUGAAGCCCGGAGGAAGAUGCUGCUCGCCAUCACAGGUCAGAUCAGAGAGACGGAUUACAGCAGUGGUUCCCAAACUGGGGGGCGUGACCCCUAA
Engraulis encrasicolus (European anchovy) is the source of this 477-nucleotide messenger RNA. Its product is annotated as protein bicaudal C homolog 1-A-like. The coding region runs from base 79 to 477 and encodes 132 amino acids. The record is from RefSeq and is a predicted model, not a curated record. The transcript is spliced from 3 exons. NCBI's taxonomy places the organism in Eukaryota, Metazoa, Chordata, Actinopteri, Clupeiformes, Engraulidae. Gene Ontology annotation, cellular component: cytoplasm. Gene Ontology annotation, molecular function: protein binding.